UGCAUAUUUUUUUGGGGGGGGGCAGAUAACAGGUCUACUAUUUGGUGCAAUUCAACAAAUCUCUGGCUAAUAAAUCUAGUAAACCAGAAUCUGACCAACAGGCUUGUGAAGAGCAGCGGAAAACAGUGGUUAGGCCUGUGAUUUAUAAUACUUGUUGUUGUGGGCAGCGGUGUGUCCGAUACUAUGAUCUGGGUGGACGUUUAGAUCACACAGUAUGCUAACUGCAGCGACUUUCGCUUUGUGAGCCAGCAAUUUACUUGGUAGCAAUGAUUAAGUGAAUAGCAGUGGAGGCACGAAUAACAGCUAGUUGACGACAUAAGCCGACGUAGACAGAGAGCCUCUCCGUUUUUUGAUCGACCAGCUCUUUGUGGUCUUCCCUGGCCCCGUUUCCAGCCUACCGUGUAUUUUUCCCCCCUCUACAAACGGACAGGCCGGUAAGCCUUCACCACCAAGAUGUCAAAAUACACAAGUUUCCCGGAGCCGAUCGAAGACCAAAACCCGUUCCAGGACCCUGCAGUGACUCAACAUAGCAGCAACACAGAGUAUGCUACGCUGGACCUUUACAACCCAUUUGACAAUAAAAAUGGGCCUCCACCCCCAUAUGAAGCCACCUGCCCAUCUGCUCCAUCUGUCCCUGCACAGACCCCACCUAGCAGGACAACACCCACAGAACCUCGCAACUAUGGCUCCUACAACUCCCAGCAGACUGUGGUGAACGCCACCACGGCAGAGCUCCUAAGAAAGCAGGAGGAGCUGGAGAAGAAGGCCCGUGAGCUGGAGAGGAGGGAGCGGGAGCUGGAGUCACACAGCUUGGGAUCUGGAGCCUCCCGUCAGAACAACUGGCCUCCAUUACCUUCGUUCUGCCCUGUAGGACCAUGUUUCUAUCAGGACAUCCAUCUGGAGAUCAGCCAGACAUUUCAGCGCACUGUCACCGUUAUGUAUUAUUUCUGGAUGUUCAGUGCCUGCACCCUGCUUCUCAAUCUGAUCUCCUCCUUGGCCAUGUUCUGUGUUGACCCCACUGGUGGUGUCGGCUUGGGCCUAGCCAUCCUAUGGGCACUUAUCUUCACCCCCUGCUCCUUCGUCUGUUGGUACAGACCCGUGUACAAAGCCUUCAGGAGUGACAGUUCCUUCAACUUCUUCGCCUUCUUCUUUAUUUUCUUUGCCCAAGUGAUUACCUAUGUCAUCAUGACUAUUGGAAUACCUGGAUGGGGUUUCAGUGGAUGGAUAGUGAGCCUGGCUGCUCUGAAUACCAGUGUUCCUGUUGGUGUGAUCAUGAUGAUCAAUGCCGUCCUCUUUACUGCCCAAACUGCUAUGGGCGUUGUCCUGCUUAAGAAGGUCCACUCUCAGUACAGGCAGACUGAUGCCAGUUUCCAGAAGGCCCAGGCUGAGUUUGCCACUGGAGUAAUGUCCAAUCAGACUGUACGCCAGGCUGCUGCCACCGCCGCCCAGGGGGCCUUCACGGGACCUCGAUAGAAAGGGAGUUGAGGGGGGGGGUGUAGCAUCUACGGGCUGGUGGAGUGGCCCCUAGAUGCUGCAAUGGGAUCAGUUCUUUAAAUUGGGUUGUCUGUCAGCUAACAGUGAGAAUUUGGGAGGAGGAAAACUGAUCCCUCGUUGGCACCUUGGGGCAACGAGUGAGACUGAAGUAGGUUUGCCUAAAUUGUGAAGGUGUAUAGGAUUUGUUGGCUGCUUCAUCUAGCCUUUAUUCAACUGUAGCAACAGGAGUCACCUAGUGAUGUAGGAGAUGGAAAGGUAGUGGAAAAUGCUUGUUUGAAAUCACGAGCUAUCAUGUUUUGAGUAUGUGUUAAUGAAACAGUAUUGUCAUAUUUAAAGUGUUAAUGAAUGCACAGGUAUAUACAUAAUGUAAAACAGUGUGACAAGUUGAACUUAUUUGGAGCACUUAGCCUGAAUUUUAUUCCCUGUAAAUGUCCUGAGAUCACGUGUGCUACUGAGAGCAAUGUACUAAAGCUCAAUAACAUUUAAUUCACAGCUAAGUAGCUCAAAUAUAUUUUACCUGUAAAACCGUUUUGUUGCUUAAGUGAACACUAACAAUUAGUUGUUUUGUUAUUAUUCCAAAUGAGAAUGUCUAUUUACCUUAUUGCCAAAAUGUAUCAUACUGUAAUAGCUAUGGGAAUGUGUGUUUUUUUUGUUUUUUUUUUUGGUUGUUGUAGUAUUACCUCUAUAUUGUUGUUCUUUUGGUGUCGUUUCUGGUUAUUGUUAUUAAAGGUAACUCUCUCAGUUUUAAUAAAAGAAAAAAUAUUGCCAUGCUUAUACAGUCCAACCCAUUUUCGAUGGCUUUCAUUCUACAGAGUUGAUGUGGAUGGGAUCUCAAAUCUUCUUUGAAAGUGGUUAAAUAUUGCUUCUCUCUUCAGCCUAAAUCACACUCGUAUCUCCCAGCUAAACAAACUUGGUGACAUUUUUUAUCACAUCUCUGGCUGUGUUUAUCAGGUAUUAUUCUUACAGUAAUUUUAUUUUAUGUCUGUACACUAUAAGAUAUAUAUUGCUUGUGUGUGUCAAAAUUGUAUUUUGUAGUUUUAACCUGGAACACUAAAUUUCCUACCUGCAAAAUAAGUUUACCUUCGGGUACUAAUAAAGAAACCUUGAACCUUGAGGGAA
Molecule: messenger RNA, 2613 nt
Organism: Lampris incognitus (smalleye Pacific opah)
Lineage: Eukaryota; Metazoa; Chordata; Actinopteri; Lampriformes; Lampridae
Gene: scamp3
Product: secretory carrier membrane protein 3
Exons: 9
Coding region: 454-1473 (339 amino acids)
Biological process (GO): protein transport
Cellular component (GO): recycling endosome membrane; trans-Golgi network membrane
Source: RefSeq, a predicted model, not a curated record